CCAGGUUCCUGGAAGAGCAUUCACAGUUUUGCAGCCUGAGGUUUGCUUUUGAACACACAGACAGAGUCUGGAUUACAGUUUAACAUGUUGCUGGCUGUGGCGGUUCUGAGCAGCAUAGUGCUAUGGACGCACUCAUUCAACUCCUCUGAUAUUCUGCCCCAGGCAGAUUUUGACCUCGAAAGGAUUCAGCACUUGAUCAAACAACCCUCUUGGACUUUAGCUGCAUCUGUAAACCUUGUCACUCUGGCAGAGGCCUGUGAAUGGUUUCGUGUUGGCUUUGCCUAUGACCACCCAAUAGUUAUUAAAUACAGAAGCAAAAUGCUAAUCUCAAAAGGUCAACUGAUUGCUAAUGAAAAUGGAGGAGCCAACCUUACCAUGUGGACCAUGAAUAGCCAAAAGACAUGUGAUCUAAGUUUGUAUGCAUAUGAGAAGACAGAGCUUCCUGGAGUUUUCACUUAUUUCAGUCAACGGCACAAGAUUGAAAAGGACAUUACAGUGGUGGAGACGAACUACACUGACUAUGGACUCGUCCUGAAAUAUAAGGACAUGAACAAAGACUACACUCAGCUGGCUCUCUAUGGACGAAAGCCAGAACUCAGGCCGGAGGUGGUAGAACAUUUUAGAUCAUUUGCCUUGUCUAUUGGGUUUCCUGAGGAGGCCAUCGCUACACCAGCUAUUGUGGACCCAUGCCCUCUUCCAGAGUCAAGUAAUAUGACCGAAUUGCUGGACUAGAAGAGACCAUGUUCGCCCUUUCGUUGGUCAUCGGUUCAGCUGACCUUGUAGCAGUGAAGUAGUUUAAAUAGGACUGUUAUCCAGAUGUUAUCCAGUUUGGUAAAGAAAAAUUCUGUGCAACCUUGUCGUUAUUUUCUAAUCAUGUUUAUUUCUCUUAUGUACAGUACAUUCCAAGUAGUAACAGACUGAAGCAGUUAUAUACUGUUAAUUCUGUAAAGUUAUGGAAUUUCUUAUUUGCUAUUAUCAUUUACAACUAGUAAAAAAAAAAAAUACUGCACCAUUUCAUGUGUAGCCUGUGAUAUUUCUUUUUCACAGCAGAGGUCAGUGUAGUAAAGUGCUCUAGGCAGAUUCGGCGAGGUCACAGAGUUAACACUGUCCAGCUGUUUUAACCUUUGAUGGUCUGAGCCUCAUACAUCAUAAGAAACAAAAGUACAUGAGAAAAUAAGACAUUAUCAUGACUUUUUCUUCUAUUUCUUGAGGCGGAAUUUACCAGGGUUGCCAAGUCUCCUGUUUUUCUGUGGACUUGCCAAGUUUGCAGCCACAGGCUUAUUUUUCUGUUUAUUGGUUGGGUUUGAGCAUACAUCAGAUUAAUUCUGUCAAAGUUUUCCCAGAUAAAUACUUAAGCUGAUUGGUUUUAUUAACCCUUAUUUUUGGCUCAAUUCAAAAUGACCCCUUUUUAUUUUAUUGAUGCUAAAAAAUGAUAUGUUCUUUACACUGCAAAGAUAUUAUACUAGAUAAUCAGUUAAGAACCUGUAGAAGCAAAUGUAACUAAUAUUUCUCUUUAUUAGACUAUUUCCUGAUGUUUUAAUUCAUUUCAAGCUUGAAUAUUAUGUCUAGAACUAGGCUUAACGAGCUUGCGUUUGUUAUAAUAAUGUCAAAAUGAGAAAUAUUAGAUAGCUCUUUUUUACUUGCACUUUUCUCUAACGUAUAAUACUACGAUACAUAACUGUAAAUGUGAACCUUAAAGGUAAUGUUACCACAUGUCCCAGUCUUUCUUAUUUCUAAUCCUACCUAUAGCCUACACACACACACACACACACACACACACAGUCACACAUCUUUGCCAUGCAUCCUGUUUUGUUACUGUGUUUCUUUAAGUUCUAAAGUGAUAAUAUGAGUGAAUGCGACAUUUUAUUGAUUUAAUACAAGCAGAACAUGUGGUUUAACACAAAGGCUAAACGCGUAAUAAAUGUCUAAUAAAUGCAUGUAUAUGGGCUGUGGUUAUGAUUAAAGUGCACAUGAAAUGA
Hemibagrus wyckioides is the source of this 1979-nucleotide messenger RNA. RefSeq names its product lipocalin 15 (gene lcn15). Bases 85 to 732 code for a protein of 215 amino acids. Gene Ontology annotation, cellular component: plasma membrane; cell surface. Lineage: Eukaryota; Metazoa; Chordata; Actinopteri; Siluriformes; Bagridae. The record is from RefSeq and is a predicted model, not a curated record. Gene Ontology annotation, molecular function: serine-type endopeptidase inhibitor activity. The transcript is spliced from 8 exons.